GGGCGGUUUGUCUGUUGCCAUAGCAUCCGCGUAAACGCAGAACAUGCUGUUUGGUCGCAGGCAAAAACAGCGAAUCAGCGAAUUAAUCUAGUUUGGGUUAAGAAACAUUUCGAGCAGCAAUGUUUUAAGUUAAAUUAAGUGUCAAGCUGCGAUAAUUUAUAAUUUAUUUGGCAGAUAUAACGCUAGGCCUUUAUAUUUUUGUUUGGGAACAAAGACAAGUAGCAUUUUCUGUGCUCAAACUGUUACUAAUGGCUGGAAAAGUCCUCUGUCAGGCAACAAAACUGUACAACAUCCUAAAUCAAUGCACCCAUCUACCAAGGCUAGCAGACAGCAACUAUCUUUGUUUGAUUGAUGCGCGUGCAGCAGAAUCAUAUAACUUCAGCCACAUCAUUACUGCUAGAAAUGCAAAAUGGGAUUCUGAUGGGAAGUUUAUUAUGCCCUUGGAUGUUGAGGUUGAAAGUAUGAGAUACAUAAUUGUUUAUGACAGUAGUACACAUUCACUGUCAGAUUCAGGUCCAGCUAUAGACUGUGCAGACAGCAUAGAAAAGUCAAGCCAAUUUCCGGUUCAGAUUCUUAGUGGGGGCUAUGAAAAGUUUUCCGCACUCUACCCUUUCCUAAGAACGCAAAAGAUUCUUUACAAUAUUAGGGAACUAGAGAGCUUGCAUCCCUGUCCUGUGGAAAUCUUGCCAGGCAAGCUUUAUAUGGGUGAUUACAGGCAAGCCACAAACCUUCAAAUCCUUAAUGAUCUGAAGCUCAAAGCACUUGUCAAUGUCUCUGAUGAAUGCAGUCUUGUGUUUAAAAAGGCAAACUGCACUGUCUUACACAUCCGAAUUGCAGAUUCCGCCGAGGCAGAUUUGAUCACUUCAUUUGAGAGCAUGUGCAUUUUUAUUGGUUCACAUCUCAAUAACUCUGCUUCUGUUUUGAUAUUCUCUACUCUUGGAGUAAGCCGAUGCUGUGCUGUAACAAUGGCAUAUCUUAUAUAUCACCUCAAAUACACACUAAAGGAGGCAUGGAAUCAUAUUCAGCAGUGCAAAGCCAACAUGAGACCAAAUCGAGGCUUUGUCCAGCAACUUUCUGAAUGGGAACUUCAGACUCUUGGAAACAGAGUUACAGAUAUAUCAGAAUCCAUCUACUGACAAUAACAACAUUUAACAGAAGCAUCACGUGCACAUUCAUAUUCAGUGGCUUUCUACGGUCACUGAUUAUACACAGAAUCAUACAUUUUUAAUAUACAAUUACAAAACCAAACAAAAGAACAAUAAACUCUUUGCUGUAAACUCACCAUAGACAAUAUUAGAUUGUACUAAACUGUUUUAAGAUAUUAAAACAAUUGUGUAAAUAUAUGCCGCUAAAAAAUGCCUUUUCAUCCACUUUACUGUAUGUUGCUUUAACACACGUUGUAAAUUUAAUAAACAUUUAUUAAAUUUGCUUCCGAAUCAUUACUCCUAUGAAAUAAUAAAG
This is a messenger RNA of Puntigrus tetrazona (Sumatra barb), 1461 nucleotides long. It is a transcript of the gene styxl1, whose product is annotated as serine/threonine/tyrosine interacting-like 1. Gene Ontology annotation, molecular function: protein tyrosine/serine/threonine phosphatase activity; protein phosphatase inhibitor activity; pseudophosphatase activity. The transcript has 8 exons. The record is from RefSeq and is a predicted model, not a curated record. Gene Ontology annotation, biological process: positive regulation of intrinsic apoptotic signaling pathway; protein dephosphorylation; negative regulation of cytoplasmic stress granule assembly. NCBI's taxonomy places the organism in Eukaryota, Metazoa, Chordata, Actinopteri, Cypriniformes, Cyprinidae. Gene Ontology annotation, cellular component: mitochondrion. Bases 249 to 1136 code for a protein of 295 amino acids.